Macadamia integrifolia is the source of this 1128-nucleotide messenger RNA. RefSeq names its product beta-galactosidase-like. The annotation marks the transcript as partial. The transcript is spliced from 4 exons. Gene Ontology annotation, molecular function: carbohydrate binding; beta-galactosidase activity. NCBI's taxonomy places the organism in Eukaryota, Viridiplantae, Streptophyta, Magnoliopsida, Proteales, Proteaceae. Gene Ontology annotation, biological process: carbohydrate metabolic process. The record is from RefSeq and is a predicted model, not a curated record. Gene Ontology annotation, cellular component: vacuole; cell wall.
UUUGGUGGAAUAACAGGUUCUGGUUGGAGUAGUGAUGGAAAAGGUUUCGUGUUCGAGAAACCAAUCACAUUGGUGGAAGGCCUUAAUAGCUUAUCUUUACUCAGUGCUACAGUUGGAUUAAAGAAUUAUGAUGCAUUUUUCGAAACGGUACCCAAUGGAAUAGUUGGUGGUCCGGUUAAGUUGAUUGGAAAGGGUAAUGUUAUUAAAGACCUAUCAUCCAGCAAAUGGUCCUACAAGAUUGGUUUGAACGGUGAGAAUGAGCAAUUCUAUGAUGAUAACCUGUCCCGUGACAAAAAAUGGAACCUAGAAGGACUUCCCUUGAAGAGUCCAAUGACAUGGUACAAGACAACCUUCAAGGCUCCUUUGGGUAGUGAUCCUGUGGUGGUAGAUUUGUUGGGUAUGGAUAAGGGACAUGCAUGGGUGAAUGGACACAGCAUUGGAAGAUUCUGGCCAACCAUGAUUUCCAAAGCCCCUCACGGUUAUCAAUGCUCUGAGACAUGUGAUUAUCGUGGAGAAUAUAAUGAUAAGAAAUGCAUGGCGGAUUGUGGCCUUCCUUCUCAAAGAUGGUACCAUGUCCCACGAUCAUUCUUGAAUAAUGGGGAUAACACAUUGAUCUUGUUCGAAGAAAUUGGUGGCGACCCCACACAAAUUAAUUUCCAGACAGUCAUAGUAGGAAAGGUAUGUGGGAAUGCAUAUGAGGGGAGCACCUUGGAACUCUCAUGCAAAGGUGGCCAAAUCUCUGCUAUUGAAUUUGCCAGCUUUGGAGAUCCGCAAGGCACAUGUGAAUCAUUCAAGAAAGGUAGCAACGAUGCUCCGAACACUCUGUCCGUGUUGCAGAAAGAAUGCUUAGGAAAGGCGUCUUGUUUGAUCAAUGUCUCAGGAGCAACCUUUGGAUUAAGCAGCUCCAACUUCCACACCCCUAAGAGGCUGGCAGUGCAAGCUGUUUGCUAGAGAUAUAUCUUUUAAGUCAUAUUUCUCUCACCCUCCUUUUCUGAGAACAAUGUUGGCCCCAUUUUUGUAGGCUAUGAGAAUGUAUUGAAAUGUUAUCAAAGUUUCCUUCAACUUUCUUGAGUCUUCUGCAUGGCAGUCCCCAAAACUUUCCUUUAAGAUGUUCCUUAUGUUGGUUGC